This is a messenger RNA of Ceratitis capitata (Mediterranean fruit fly), 1037 nucleotides long. RefSeq names its product trypsin alpha-3-like. Gene Ontology annotation, biological process: proteolysis. The transcript has a single exon. Lineage: Eukaryota; Metazoa; Arthropoda; Insecta; Diptera; Tephritidae. Bases 173 to 979 code for a protein of 268 amino acids. The record is from RefSeq and is a predicted model, not a curated record. Gene Ontology annotation, molecular function: serine-type endopeptidase activity.
CUGUCGUACUUUUGUCGCUUACACAUACUUCGAACACUUAAAAUUCCUAUUGCCAUCUAAAAAGUUUUAAAUUAAAUUUUACUGCAAGCAAAAGUGCUUUCCAAUCUCCCCAGAGCAAAUAAACCCAAAACAUGUAUAUAAAGCUGUCAAAAAGCAAUUUCGUUCAAGCGAAAUGCGACACAGUACAAUUUUGCUGACGACAGUCGCUGUCUGUACAGUUCCCAUCGCGGGUGGAGCCCACAAGAAAGAUCAGACCCCCCAGAAGACACUGGCUUUAGCAACGCGAAUUGUUGGUGGAGUUAACGCCUCCAUCGAUGAAUAUCCUUACUUGGUCGCAGUAAAAAUAAGGGAUCGGCAGUAUUGUGGUGGCAGCAUAAUUAGCAACAGAGUUGUAUUGACUGCAGCGCAUUGUUUCCGAUAUGACAAUAAUCCGCGUCAUUACAGCAUUCAAUAUGGACAGACAAACCUAGGAAAUACAAAGAAUAUAAUACCAGUGCGAAGUUUUAUGAAGCAUCCAAAUUACUCCCCGAAAACUCUCGACUACGAUGUUGCUUUGAUAUUCCUCGUUAAAUAUAUAACACUCGGGCCAAAAGCCCAGAUCAUUAAGUUGGCCCUUAACAGACCGAUAUCUGGCAGCCGUGUCAGCAUUGCCGGUUGGGGUGCUACUCAAUACGGCAGUAGUGGAUCAACAAAUUUGCUUUCGGUUUACUUGUAUGUCCUAACACCGAGAGAGUGUGCCAAACGAUAUAGAAACAUUUAUCGAAUAACUCCACGUAUGAUAUGUGCUGGUGCGCAUGUUGAAGGUAGAGACUCUUGCAGUGGCGAUUCUGGUGGGCCGUUGGUCUUGCGUGGUGUUCAGGUAGGGAUAUGCUCGAAUGGUGCUGAGUGUGGACAUAAGAAGUAUCCUGGGGUUUAUUGUAAUGUGGCUGCAGUUCGAAAUUGGAUCGAAAUGAAUAUGGAGCCAGUUUGGAAGGGCUGAUUGUACAAGCAAAAUUUUACAUUAUUAUUCAAAAAAAUAAACUGAUGAUAGAACGAUA